AAUUCUGAAUUUCAAGCAAUGUCAGACAUGGAAAGUAUCGGAGUGCGAGGCGCCACGAUCCAGGAGUUCUACCGGGGCGCCAGUGUUCUGAUCACGGGUGAAACGGGGUUCAUGGGCAAAGUUCUGGUGGAGAAACUGCUCCGGUCGUGCCCGCAUCUCAGCAGCGUCUACCUCCUGGUCCGAAGCAAGAAAGGCAAGGACGCCGAAUCGCGUCUAGACGACUUGUUCAACGAUCCAGUACGUAAAACCUUCUGUGCCUUAUUCCUGCACAUGUACAAGGAUAAAGCUCGACCAGCGACACACCAAAUCUUGUCAUAUGAAAAUCUCUCCAUCAUUUCCCGUGCUCACGUUCUGUCACAGUUCUUCAGAGUGUAAUAAAUAUGUUUGAUUUAUAGUCGAGAUAAUACUGAAUUCAAUCUCGGCCGACAGCUGUCACCACUGUGUGAUGCUUCUCUUGAAUGUUGUAAUUUAUAAUGUGAAUGCAGAGAUUGUUUAAUGAAAUAGCAGAAAAUGUUUUUUAUCCCACGUUCAAUAGUUAUGAUCACCAUGCCAUGCAUAAUUACACAAAUAAUAAAAAGUAACUGAUAUGACGUCCGUAGAGUGAUAAGGUUCAAAAGGAAAAAGUGCGCAUUUCACUUGAAAAAUGCGUCCAUAUGUGGUCUUUCAGAAGUCACCUCAGAAAUUAAAACAAUAAAAUAUUAUCGACCUGUUAUUUGUAAAAUGAAGAAUAUAAAUGUAAUCACGACUGGCUCAGCGCGUAACACAGUAAUGAAAUUAAAGUUCCCGGAGUGGAAAGCCAAAAUCAUGAAUCAAUAAAGGGCCGACAUUCAAUAAAAUAUUAAAUCUCAACGCCAGACCCAAAAGAAGAAUAUCUCACUGAUAGUAACAUACAUGACAGAAAAAGAAAAGAAAUUAUUCCAGAAAACAAGAUAUGGCCGAUGUGAACCCGUCAAAUGCUGUCAUUACAGAUAAGUAACUCAAAUCAGCUGC
Molecule: messenger RNA, 990 nt
Organism: Zootermopsis nevadensis
Lineage: Eukaryota; Metazoa; Arthropoda; Insecta; Blattodea; Termopsidae
Source: RefSeq, a predicted model, not a curated record